Molecule: messenger RNA, 11656 nt
Organism: Hipposideros armiger (great roundleaf bat)
Lineage: Eukaryota; Metazoa; Chordata; Mammalia; Chiroptera; Hipposideridae
Gene: TTC28
Product: tetratricopeptide repeat domain 28
Exons: 22
Coding region: 735-7826 (2363 amino acids)
Molecular function (GO): protein binding
Source: RefSeq, a predicted model, not a curated record
UGUGGAGUUGGGUUCUUGCAGGAUUUCCUUCCAGCCUUUCCCCACUAAGGUUCUUGGGAAUUAAAAAAAAAAAAUCUAAACACACAAACCAAGUUUUCCUAUUUACAGUGUUCAAGGAAGGUAGGCAUUUGGGGAAGGGCAGAUCCUUUUCCCAAGUUAUCCAAGAAGGAAGAGAAAACAGCGUAAAGAAGCUCUGAUUACAGAUCUUUGGAAUUUUCUUUGCUAAAUUUUACAAACGAGAAAUACACCCAGAAUUUUGGGAAUUGCUCCAGGCUGCGCGUGAGGGUUUGAUUGCUUGUCUAAUUUUUUUUUUUGAGAAGAGGAGAAUUCGCCAAAAGGGGUUUGGAUGGUAGAAGCCCGGCUGGGUUUCUGCAGCAGCUCGUGUUCUCUGGCUCUUCUCUGAGGGAGGGUCUCUGCAGCCGGCUGGGAGACCCCCUGUCGCAGGCUCCUUUUGCAGGCGCCGGCCCGGGAGGGAAAAUGCCCCGCUCUGGCAGGAGUACGCUGGCUUCUGGGACUUCCUAGCCCGGUGGGAAGUGUGUUCGUGGUUUGGGGAUACUUUUCAUUGAACUGAAGGCGAAGAGACUGGACUCUCCUGGGCUUUUUCUAUUCGCAGUGAAUAUGGGAAAGAAUUAGGGGGUGGGAGGGAGGCAGCAUGACUUGCAGUCGCUGCUGCCCUGCAUCUGCCCCCAGCCCCCAGCCAGCAUCUUGAUGUUCCACGUAUCGGCUGUACAAAUAUGAUGAAAUGGCAGCCCCGGAAGAAGGCAUACUUCCGACAGGGUGUUGCCCUCCAGUACCUCGGACGUCAUGCCGAUGCCCUGGCAGCCUUUGCGUCUGGACUGGCUCAGGACCCCAAGAGUCUCCAGCUUCUGGUGGGGAUGGUGGAGGCUGCCAUGAAAUCUCCCAUGAGAGACUCCCUCGAGCCCACUUAUCAGCAGCUUCAGAAAAUGAAACUGGACAAGAGUCCCUUUGUGGUCGUGUCUGUGGUUGGGCAGGAGCUCCUGACAGCUGGCCAUCACGGGGCCUCUGUGGUUGUCUUAGAAGCCGCUCUGAAGAUUGGCACCUGCAGCCUCAAACUGAGAGGCUCCGUUUUCUCUGCCCUGAGCAGUGCUUACUGGUCUCUUGGAAACACAGAGAAGAGCACUGGAUACAUGCAGCAGGACUUGGAUGUAGCCAAGACCUUAGGUGACCAGACAGGAGAAUGCCGAGCUCAUGGGAAUCUAGGCUCUGCAUUCUUCUCCAAAGGAAAUUACCGGGAGGCUCUCACUAACCACAGGCAUCAGUUGGUGCUCGCCAUGAAACUCAAGGAUCGAGAGGCAGCUUCAUCUGCCCUGAGCAGUCUGGGCCAUGUGUACACAGCCAUUGGAGACUACCCCAACGCCCUGGCCAGUCACAAACAGUGUGUUCUUCUUGCCAAGCAAUCCAAAGACGAGCUUUCUGAAGCCCGAGAACUCGGCAACAUGGGAGCCGUGUACAUUGCCAUGGGGGACUUUGAGAAUGCUGUGCAGUGUCAUGAGCAGCACCUGAAAAUAGCCAAGGACCUGGGUAACAAGCGCGAGGAGGCUCGGGCCUACAGCAACUUGGGCAGUGCCUAUCAUUACAGGAGGAACUUCGAUAAGGCCAUGUCUUACCACAACUACGUGCUGGAGCUGGCACAGGAGCUGAUGGAGAAGGCCAUUGAGAUGCGGGCCUACGCCGGCCUGGGCCAUGCUGCCAGGUGCAUGCAGGAUUUGGAGAGGGCCAAACAGUACCAUGAACAGCAGCUGGGCAUUGCCGAGGACCUCAAGGACCGGGCUGCAGAGGGGCGAGCAUCCUCCAAUCUGGGAAUUAUACACCAGAUGAAAGGUGACUAUGACACUGCACUGAAACUCCACAAGACCCACCUGUGCAUCGCCCAGGAGCUGAGUGAUUACGCGGCCCAGGGCCGUGCCUACGGGAAUAUGGGCAAUGCCUACAACGCCCUGGGCAUGUACGACCAGGCGGUCAAGUACCACCGGCAGGAGCUGCAGAUCUCCAUGGAGGUCAAUGACCGUGCCUCACAGGCGUCCACUCACGGGAACCUUGCUGUGGCCUACCAGGCCCUGGGGGCCCACGACCGAGCCCUGCAGCACUAUCAGAACCACCUGAACAUCGCCCGGGAGCUGCGUGAUAUCCAGAGCGAAGCCCGGGCCCUCAGCAACCUGGGCAACUUCCACUGCUCUCGGGGGGAGUACGUCCAAGCCGCCCCCUAUUAUGAGCAGUACCUCCGGCUCUCUCCUGACCUUCAAGACAUGGAAGGCGAAGGGAAGGUCUGCCACAACCUCGGCUACGCCCACUACUGCCUUGGCAAUUACCAGGAGGCCGUGAAGUAUUAUGAGCAGGACCUGGCACUGGCCAAAGACCUUCACGACAAAUUGAGCCAAGCAAAAGCCUACUGCAACUUGGGCCUGGCCUUCAAGGCUCUGCUGAACUUCAGCAAAGCUGAGGAGUGUCAGAAGUACCUGCUGUCUCUCGCUCAGUCCCUGAAUAAUUCCCAGGCGAAAUUUCGAGCCCUAGGGAACCUGGGCGAUAUAUUCAUCUGUAAAAAAGAUAUAAAUGGUGCAAUAAAAUUCUAUGAGCAGCAGCUGGGUUUAGCUCACCAUGUAAAGGAUAGACGACUGGAGGCCAGUGCCUAUGCGGCCCUGGGCACUGCAUACCGAAUGAUCCAGAAAUACGACAAGGCCUUGGGUUAUCACACCCAGGAACUGGAGGUCUAUCAGGAGCUGAGCGACUUGCCGGGGGAGUGCAGAGCCCAUGGGCACCUGGCUGCCGUCUACAUGGCCCUUGGGAAAUACACCAUGGCUUUCAAGUGCUACGAAGAGCAGCUGGAUCUAGGGCAGAAGCUGAAGGAUCCGAGCCUGGAAGCCCAGGUCUAUGGCAACAUGGGCAUCACAAAGAUGAACAUGAACGUGAUGGAAGAAGCCAUUGGCUACUUUGAGCAGCAGCUGGCCAUGCUGCAGCAGCUGAGUGGAAACGAGUCUGUGCUCGACAGGGGCCGGGCCUACGGCAACCUGGGGGAUUGCUACGAGGCCCUGGGUGACUACGAGGAAGCGAUCAAGUACUACGAACAGUAUUUGUCCGUUGCUCAGAGUCUGAAUCGCAUGCAAGACCAAGCCAAGGCUUACCGGGGCCUCGGAAAUGGACACAGGGCAAUGGGGAGCUUGCAGCAAGCCCUCGUGUGCUUUGAAAAGAGGCUCGUAGUCGCCCAUGAGCUGGGGGAGGCCUUUAAUAAAGCCCAGGCCUACGGAGAGCUGGGAAGUCUGCACAGCCAAUUAGGGAAUUAUGAACAAGCCAUUUCCUGCCUUGAACGCCAGCUGAACAUCGCCAGAGAGAUGAAGGACCGAGCUCUGGAGAGCGACGCGGCCUGUGGCCUGGGGGGCGUCUACCAGCAGAUGGGAGAAUAUGAUACAGCCCUGCAGUACCACCAGCUUGACCUGCAGAUUGCGGAGGAAACCAACAACCCCACAUGCCAGGGCCGAGCCUAUGGGAACCUGGGCCUGACGUACGAGUCCCUGGGCACCUUCGAGAGGGCUGUGGUCUACCAGGAGCAGCACUUGAGCAUCGCCGCACAGAUGAACGACUUGGUGGCCAAGACCGUGUCGUAUAGUAGCCUCGGAAGGACCCAUCAUGCUUUGCAGAACUAUUCCCAGGCGGUCAUGUACUUACAGGAAGGUUUAAGGUUAGCUGAGCAACUGGGCCGAAGAGAAGAUGAAGCCAAAAUCCGCCACGGCCUUGGCCUCUCCCUUUGGGCCAGUGGGAACCUGGAGGAGGCGCAACACCAGCUCUAUAGGGCAUCGGCCUUGUUUGAGACCAUCCGACACGAGGCACAGCUAAGCACAGACUACAAGCUCUCCCUCUUUGACCUGCAGACGUCAUCCUACCAGGCCCUGCAGCGGGUGCUCGUCAGCCUAGGCCAUCACGAUGAAGCCCUGGCCGUGGCAGAAAGAGGGCGGACAAGGGCAUUUGCAGAUCUUCUGGUAGAACGACAAACAGGACAGCAGGACUCUGACCCCUACUCCCCGGUCACCACUGAUCAGAUCUUAGAGAUGGUUAACGGCCAGAGGGGACUAGUGCUUUACUAUUCCCUGGCCGCAGGCUACCUGUAUAGCUGGCUGCUUGCUCCUGGGGCAGGAAUUCUGAAGUUUCACGAACACUACCUGGGUGAUAACACAGUGGAAAGCUCCAGUGACUUCCAGGCUGGCAGCACUGCAACUCUUCCAACAGCCACCAGCUCGGCCCUAGAGCAGCACAUCGCCAGUGUGCGGGAGGCCCUGGGGGUGGAGUCUUACUACUCGAGGGCCUGUGCCAGCAGCGAGACAGAGAGUGAAGCCGGAGACAUCAUGGACCAGCAGUUUGAAGAGAUGAACAACAAGCUCAACUCGGUGACUGACCCCACGGGCUUCCUUCGGAUGGUUCGUCGUAAUAACCUCUUUAACAGGAGCUGCCAGAGUAUGACAAGCUUGGUCAGCAACACCAUGUCACCUACCAAGGACGGGACCUCCUCUCUUCCCAGGAGGCAGAGCUCAUUCGCCAGGCCCCCACUUCGUGCUCUGUAUGACCUGCUCAUAGCGCCCAUGGAAGGGGGCCUGAUGCACUCCAGCGGCCCCGUGGGCCGGCACCGGCAGCUAGUCCUGGUUCUGGAGGGGGAGCUCUACCUCAUCCCUUUCGCCCUCCUGAAGGGAAGCUCCUCCAACGAGUAUCUGUACGAGCGCUUCACCCUCAUCGCAGUCCCUUCCAUCCGUGCCCUCGGCCUGCAGUCCAAGUCUCACCUGAGGAAGACCCCGCCCACCUACUCCAGCUCCACGUCCAUGGCGGCUGUCAUCGGCAACCCCAAGCUCCCGUCAGCGGUAAUGGACAGGUGGCUGUGGGGGCCGAUGCCAUCAGCUGAGGAGGAAGCCUACAUGGUGUCGGAGCUGCUGGGCUGCCAGCCCCUGGUGGGCAGUGUGGCCACCAAAGAGCGGGUCAUGAGUGCCCUGACCCAGGCCGAGUGCGUCCACUUUGCCACCCACAUCUCUUGGAAACUGUCGGCCUUGGUCCUCACACCUAGUGUGGACGGCAAUCCUGCCAGCAGCAAGAGCUCCUUCGGCCACCCCUACACCAUCCCCGAGUCCCUGCGGGUGCAGGACGACGCCAGUGAUGGGGAGAGCAUCUCGGACUGCCCGCCCCUGCAGGAGCUGCUGCUCACGGCCGCCGACGUCCUGGACCUGCGGCUUCCCGUGAAGCUGGUGGUCCUCGGCUCCUCUCAGGAGUCCAACAGCAAGGUCACAGCCGACGGGGUGAUUGCGCUGACACGGGCCUUCCUGGCUGCUGGUGCACAGUGUGUCCUCGUGUCUCUGUGGCCUGUGCCCGUGGCUGCUUCCAAGAUGUUCCUCCAUGCUUUCUACUCAUCCCUGCUGAACGGCCUGAAGGCCAGUGCUGCACUGGGGGAGGCCAUGAAGGUGGUGCAGAGUAGCAAGGCCUUCUCACACCCCUCCAACUGGGCAGGGUUCAUGCUUAUUGGCAGUGAUGUGAAGCUCAACAGCCCGUCCUCACUCAUCGGCCAGGCCCUCACGGAGAUCCUCCAGCACCCGGAGCGUGCCCGGGACGCCCUGCGCGUGCUGCUGCACCUGGUGGAGAAGUCCCUGCAGCGCAUUCAGAACGGGCAGCGCAAUGCCAUGUACACGUCCCAGCAGAGCGUGGAGAACAAAGUGGGUGGCAUCCCCGGGUGGCAGGCCCUCCUCACCGCCGUGGGCUUCCGGCUGGACCCCCCGGCCAGCGGCCUGCCAGCAGCCGUCUUCUUCCCAACCUCCGACCCGGGCGACCGGCUCCAGCAGUGCAGCAGCACCAUCCAGUCCCUGCUAGGUCUGCCCAACCCUGCCCUUCAAGCCCUCUGCAAGCUCAUCACCGCCUCGGAGACGGGCGAGCAGCUCAUCAGCCGGGCUGUUAAAAAUAUGGUUGGAAUGCUCCACCAGGUCCUGGUCCAGCUGCAGGCCUGCGAGAAGGAGCAGGACUUCGCAUCGGCGCCCAUCCAGGUCUCCAUCAGCGUCCAGCUGUGGCGGCUCCCGGGCUGUCAUGAAUUCCUGGCAGCUCUAGGUUUUGAUCUUUGUGAAGUUGGUCAGGAAGAAGUAAUCCUGAAAACCGGGAAACAAGCCAAUCGAAGAACUAUGCACUUUGCGCUCCAGUCCCUGCUCGCCCUUUUCGAUUCUACUGAGCUGCCCAAACGCCUCAGCCUGGACAGCUCGUCCUCCCUGGAGUCCCUGGCCUCGGCCCAGUCUGUCUCCAACGCCCUGCCCUUGGGCUACCAGCACCCUCCCUUCUCUCCCACCGGUGCAGACAGCAUCGCCUCGGACGCCAUCUCCGUGUACAGUCUCAGCUCCAUCGCCUCCUCUAUGAGCUUUGUCUCCAAGCCCGAGGGGGGGUCUGAAGGUGGGGGGGCCCGAGGACGGCAGGACUACGACCGGUCCAAGAAUGCUUACCCACAGCGAUCCACCCUGCCUCGGAGCCAGCUGUCCCCCCAGACCCGCCCUGCAGGCAGCAAAGAUGAAGAAGAGUAUGAAGGGUUUUCCAUCAUCAGCACUGAGCCUUUGUCGGCCUACCAAGAAAACAGAAAGGCAUGCUUCUCACCGGAUCACAAGCAGUCUCGAGGAGGGACAGCUGGAGGUGUGAAAGUUUCCGUAAGCUCCAAGGGGAGCGUAAGCACUCCAAAUUCUCCGGUUAAAAUGACUCUGAUUCCCAGCCCAAACUCACCCUUCCAAAAAGUUGGAAAACUAGCAAGUUCAGAUACGGGAGAAUCAGACCAGUCUAGCACAGAAACAGAUAGUACCGUGAAAUCCCAAGAAGAAAGCAACCCAAAGCUUGAUCCACAAGAGUUGGCCCAGAAGAUUCUAGAGGAGACACAAAGUCAUCUCAUCGCGGUAGAGCGUCUUCAGAGGGGCGGCGGCCAGACUGGCAAGAGUGGUAACCCCGAGGACGGCAUUUCCGUGCCAAACAGUGCCACGGUCUUCAGAGCGUCAGAAACGAGCGCAUUCAGCCGACCUGCCCUCUCCCAUCAGAAGAGUCAGUCAUCACCAGUCACUGUGAAACCAAAGCCCCCAGCCAGAAGCUCAUCCCUGCCCAAGGUGAGCUCAGGAUACAGCAGCCCCACCACCUCGGAGGCGUCCAUCAAAGACAGCCCGAGCCAGCACAGCGGCCGGCCGUCCCCUGGCUCCGACUCCCAGACUUCCCUGACUGACCAGCCUCUCUUUAAACUCAAGUAUCCCAGCUCCCCUUACAGCGCCCACAUCUCCAAGUCGCCAAGGAACAUGUCCCCCAGCUCAGGCCACCAAUCUCCUGCUGGUAGCGCACCGUCCCCGGCUCUGUCCUAUUCCUCGGCCGGCUCCGCCCGCUCUAGUCCAGCUGAUGCCCCCGACAUAGACAAGCUGAAAAUGGCAGCCAUUGACGAGAAGGUGCAGGCUGUCCACAACCUGAAGAUGUUCUGGCAGAGUACCCCCCAGCAUCCCACAGGACCAAUGAAAAUAUUCCGGGGGACUCCUGGAACGAUGACUUCCAAAAGAGAUGUCCUCAGCCUAUUAAAUCUGUCACCUCGGCACAAUAAAAAGGAGGAAGGCACAGACAAGCUUGAACUUAAGGAGCUGUCUUUGCAACACCGUGGAGAAGCGCCGCCAAAGGCCCCUCCCAACGGUCACUGGCGCAGCGAGACCACCCCCGUGAGCACCCUGCCGCUGCCCGCCAGUCCCCCGGCUGCCGCUCCCACUCGCCCUUUGAGACUUCCUUCCGGAAACGGCUACAAGUUUCUGUCCCCGGGAAGAUUUUUUCCGUCCUCGAAAUGCUAAAGCAUCGUUCAUCCCAACUGACUCAGCGCAGCAGCCCGCAGGGAGGGUGUGGGCAUUCACGCGGCCCCUCCCUGUCUGAGUGCAGUCACCCACGACGCCACCGGCCACCUCACCAUGGGCGCGCUCUCCGGGCAAGGGGCAGCCACGCCCAGGGGCCACCACACACACGGAUGGUGGCUUCUCUGGGACUCCGGGACAGAUUCACCAGAAGCCAGGACUUCUGUGGGGCUGGUACACGAGGCUCAUGGAAUUUUCUACACACUUCACCAAAUGUUUACCUUUGAACUUCCUGCUUCUCAUCUUGAUGUGAUUCUUCAACAGGAUUUUUGUACAAAAAUGGUCAUGGUUCUGGGGUGGGGAGAGGAGAGGGAACACAUAUUUUGCUAAGAGGUAUAUAUGCAGUACCUUUUAUACACAAAAAUACAAAUAGAGCUUUUAUAAGGCUUUCAGGUGCUGGUUGGGGGUGGGAUAUGUAAAAUCUCUCUAACUUGAAUUCUUCAUGGAAGUGUUAUAUUAGCCAAAAACAGAAUUAUGGUUUUAAAAAUGCCAAUGAUUUGUAUUAAAUUGUAGCAAUUUUGGUCUCAUGAUAUUGUAACGACGCAAUAAUUCACAUGGAAACAGUGCUUCCAUCCUGAACUCGGCUUCAUCGAGCUAUACACAUGUCCUUGGGGCCCCACUGUCAACCAAACUUGAAUUUUCUUAAAAAUUUUAUGUAACUCUUAUCCAGGCAUUUUAGAACUAUGCAAUUGUGAUUUAAAAUGCAACUUUGUGCUUUUAAAACAUUACUGACCUUUUUUGUACGUGGAUAAACAACUUGGUUUUAUUAUCAAUAGUACUUUGCAUUUAUAGGUAUUAUUUUUAAAAGCUCAAAACGUUUUUUAAAAUGUCAAAUUUUGAAUAGUCAUCAAUAAGUAAUUAUCAAGUUUUGGGAGGAAAGAUUGAAAUUAGUCCUUAUAUGCAAAAAAAAAAAAAACCACAAAAAACAACCAAAAAAAAAUCCCCUGGCUAACUAGAUUUAACCAGAAUCUAGCCUUCCAGCUCCUAUUCCCUGUACCAGCUGCUUAGUUUUAUUCUCCGUUCUAGGCCUUCAAAACCACUUCUAUCUAACUCUGCUGCCAGGUUCCCACAACUCCAGCCCCCCCAUGUCUGUGAGAUGACCCCGCAUCUUAAUCGUGACCAGCACCCCUUGCUCUGCGUCUGAAGGACAAGCCUCCCCGAAGGCUUUAAUGUCCACAGCCUGGGAAGUGGGGGCUUUUGCUGGAUUGACAUCCAGAUGACUGCCGAAACGCGGAGACACAUCCCUGAAAGUGCUGUCACAGAAAGCAAAGGUGGACUUGCCCUAGGCGGUGGCAGUACACUGAAAUCGCUGCCAGCCAGGAGACAAAAGAGUAGUCUGUGUAGGGGUGACCAUUAACUUAUUUGAAUAAAGAAAUGAAAUGCUGAAAAUCAUAUUAGUACUAAGUUUAGUUGGAGAAUUUAAAUAAGCCUCUUUUAGGUAAUUCUAAAAUUCCAAUCCUACCAUCCUUACUGUGAGGGUGAAUGUGUGUCACACGAAGGUGGGCUGCCACCCGGCCAGGACACCAGCGCCAUGUGGGCGUGGACGUGAGGGGCCCAGCAGGACCGACACCAUCAGACCCCAGGUAGAGCUUUAACCCUGGGUAGGGGCUCUCCUUAUAAACAUACACGGACUGCUUGCCCCGUUCCUCGCUGCACCCUGAAAAGAGGAUACUAUUUAUUCAAUUUGUUAUUUUUCUGAGCUAUGUCAGAGGUUUCUGCAUUUAGCAACAGCCAAGUUGAUGAAAGCAAACAAGAAGGUGGUCCCAUUCUAACCCUGAUUCCAACACUGGAAGAAAAAUACUUUAUAAAGAAGUAAGCAAAUAUGAGGUUGUCUUUAUGUCAGUAGGGGAAAAAAUAAAUGGUUAUAAAAGUACUAGCAUAGCAAAUGAAAGCCAAGUUUAUAACACUGUGCAUUAGAUAGAAAAAUCAGGUCCUCAACCAUGAAAACUAAACCUCAAAGGAAAUUUCUGCAUCCACCUGUAGAUAGUUGGGCUGCUCCUUUCUCAGCAAAUCUCAGCCUCUUUCCCAAGUGCCAACGAGCCCUGGAGGAAAGGCCCGGAGUCUGCUCCGUCCAUGGAGACGAGGGGCUGCCCCGUGCCCCCUCCAGGGCACACCCUCUACCACCCAGACCGCUUCCCGGGGUUACCAAGCCAGCCAGGAGGACUCAUGGGUCCUAACCUGGUUUCAGUCCUACGUAAAUUGUUGUUUUAGGUUUCAUUUUGAAAAAGCCAAAUGGUAUAUAUGAUUUUUAAAUUUUGUCCUAGAUACAAGGUUCAAUGAAGGAAUGCAAAGAUGAUGAAAUAAUAGGACCAAACUAAAAAUCAUUGUAGAGUCACCACUUCUUUAUGUUCACUGUCAGUCUUGGUGUUUUUCUGUGAGUGAAAUGGAUGUAAAAUCAAGGUGAAUUUUUCAGGCUACACUGAUAAAAGGAUGCACUUAAAAAUUAUGUAUAAUUCACAGGCUUCUUUGUACAGAUUGGGAUUGGCAAACUACAGCCCACAGGCUAACUGGUCAGAGGCCUGGUUUUUUAAAAAUUUUACAUUUUUAAAUAGUUAUAUAAGUACCUACAUAAUAGUCUUGAUUUUGCCUCUUUGCCCACUAAGCCUAAAAUAUCGAAUACCCGGCCGAUGAAGAAAGUUUGCUGACUCCUGGUAUAGAUACCAGAAAACAAUUAGAAUAAUGUGUUGUUUCUGCAAUCUAGGAAAAGUGUCAGGUUGUGGACAAAAUUGAUGGGCGUGCACGGGGACCCUGAGCCAUGUGGACAGAAGCGAAUGACUCCUCCGCAGGAUGUGGGUCUUUGCUCACUUUGGAAGGAGUCAAUGGAUGUGGGUAAAAUUUACAAAAAAAAUUUUUUUCUCUAUGUGCAGAUAUCAUUGGAUAUCAUUCUUUUCAGCUCAGGGAACUGGAAUGCCCUGGCCAUACUGUCCUCCGUCAGAUGCAAGUACACGGAACACAAGCAAUAAAGUCUCCCUCUCUUGGCAACCUUGGUAUGACCACAAAGCAAGGUAGUAGUGGGCUCCACCUUAAUUCUCACUAGCGGACUUAACUGCUUUGCUGAUUUAAACGAAGUCAAAAUACCAAGUCAAAAUUAGUUACAAAAAUUUACAUUUUGAUCCACAUUUGUGUGUAGUAAAAUGAAAAAAUUCUCACCUCCAUCCCAUUUGAAAAAAUGCAUGGUCCAUACUGAUACGUGCUGGGUCUCAGCAGGAGACCAGGUGCUGCACACGCUGUCCUUACCCCUGACCUUGUCUGUCCGGUGACUCACAGCAGGUGAUCAUUGUAGCAAGACUUCAGUCCGCUGCCUACCUGUCCCGCCGCCUCCCACAAGAACUGUCACGUUGUUAGUUUCGGUUCAGGUUGGAAAAAAAUGCCACGCAAUAAUCUGGUUUGCUUUUAGUAAGUAGGCAGAAAGUGAAAACUGUAUAAUUUUCAUCACAUAUUUUGUUGUUUUAUCUAAAUUGAUUGUACAUGUGGUUUGUGAACUAGGCCCUUGUUUGUGCCAGAUCUGUCCAAGAUGUUCCAUGCGAGGACACGUGCGGUCACGUCGCCCUUCCUCGGACCCCUUCCCCACUUGGCACUCACGCCCCUCGUAUGCAGUGUUAGCCAUCUUUGGCCUAUGUGGACUUUUUUUUGUAAAUGACACAGUUUCCAGAUGGCAUUAAACUUUUUAUAUUAUGAAAUUUAUCAUGUAAAAAGAACUUCAUAUUUUUAUUGAGACUGCUAAGGCACUUGGCCUUCCUUUGUGAUUUCAGUGUCUAUUAAAGCAUGAGUUC